AUGGCGAGCCACGAGUCAGGUCCUCAAGGGCUCUCUCGGCGGCCAUCUCGGAGCGCCGCCACCACCAUAUUCUCCACUGAGGUGUUCGACAACGAGGUCGUCCCAUCGUCGCUCUCCAUCAUCUCUCCCAUCCUUCGAGCAGCCAAGGAGAUCGAGCAUGAGCGCCCUCGCGUCGCCUACCUCUGCCGGUUCUAUGCCUUUGAGAAAGCGCAUAGGUUGGACCCGAAUUCCACAGGACGUGGUGUAAGGCAGUUCAAGACAGCUCUCCUGCAGCGAUUAGAGAGGGACAAUGCGUCCAGUCUGGCAUCUCGGGUGAAGAAGACCGAUGCACAUGAAUUUGAGAGCUUUUAUUAUCAAUACUAUGAAAAUUAUGUGCAAGCACUGGACCAGGGGGAGCAGGCCGACAGAGCUCAACUUGGCAAGGCCUAUCAGACAGCAGGAGUGCUCUUUGAAGUUCUUUGUGCUGUUAAUAAGUCCGAGAAAGUAGAAGAAGUUGCUCCAGAGAUUAUCGCUGCAGCUAGAGAUGUCCAGGAGAAGAAGGAAAAGUAUGCGCCUUAUAAUAUCUUACCCCUGGAUUCUGGUGGGGGAUCCCAAGCUAUUAUGCAACUUGAAGAGGUAAAGGCUGCUGUAGCUGCCCUAAGCAACAUACGCGGCCUUAGUUGGCCCACUGGAUUUGAGCAACAGAGGCAGAGAGCUGGAAAUUUAGAUCUUCUUGAUUGGUUAAGGGCAAUAGACAACGUCAGGAACCAGAGGGAGCAUUUGAUUAUGUUUCUAGCUAAUGUUCACAUAAGGCUUCAUCCCAAGCCUGAACCUCUGAACAAGCUUGAUGAGCGAGCUGUAGAUGCUGUAAUGAGCAAGCUCUUUAAGAAUUACAAAAAUUGGUGCAAGUUUUUGGGAAGAAAACACAGCUUGAGACUCCCACAGAGCCAACCAGAAGUUCAGCAAAGGAAGUUACUUUACAUGGGUCUAUAUUUAUUGAUAUGGGGUGAAGCAGCCAACGUUCGGUUCAUGCCGGAGUGCCUUUGCUACAUUUUCCAUAAUAUGGCAUAUGAACUUCAUGGGCUGUUGGCUGGGAAUGUUAGCAUUGUCACUGGAGAAAACAUCAAGCCUUCUUACGGAGGGGAUGACGAGGCUUUCCUUCGAAAGGUCAUAACCCCUCUAUAUCGUGUCAUAGAAAAGGAAGCCAUGAAGAGCAAAAAUGGAAAAGCUCCAUAUUCAGCUUGGUGCAACUAUGAUGAUCUAAACGAAUACUUCUGGUCUGCUGAUUGCUUUUCUCUUGGUUGGCCGAUGCGAGAUGAUGGCGAUUUCUUCAAAUCAACACGUGACUUGAUCCAGGGAAGAAAGACUUCACGCAGAAAAGGUGGAAGCACUGGGAAAUCAAACUUUGUGGAGACCCGCACAUUUUGGCAAAUUUUUCGAAGUUUUGAUCGUCUGUGGACGUUCUAUAUUUUGGCUUUACAGGCAAUGAUCAUCAUUGCAUGGAGUGGAGUAACACCAAUGGAGAUCUUCCAGAAAGAAAUUCUUUAUAAGAUCUCUAGUAUUUUCAUCACAGCAGCAUUUCUUCGAUUCGUUCAGGGUGUAUUGGACCUCGUUUUGAACUUCCCCGGCUAUCAUAGGUGGAGGUUCAGCAAUGUUUUAAGAAACAUCCUCAAAAUUUUGGUUGGUCUAGCGUGGACUGUCAUUCUUCCUCUCUGCUAUGUGCAGUCAACCACAGUGGUCCCCGCUGAAAUAAGGAAUUUGAUCUCAUUCCUUCCUGAAGUGAAAGGAAUUCCUCCUCUAUAUAUCAUGGCUGUAGGCAUAUAUUUGCUUCCAAACGUACUUGCAGCUGUAUUGUUUAUUUUCCCAAUGCUUCGGCGUUGGAUUGAAAGCUCAGACUGGCAUAUUGUCAGAUUUCUGCUAUGGUGGUCACAGCCAAGAAUCUACGUUGGCCGGGGGAUGCAUGAGAGUCAGUUUGCCCUCAUUAAGUACACCAUCUUUUGGGCAAUCCUUAUAUGUUCCAAGUUCGGGUUUAGUUACUUUGUACAGAUUAAGCCUUUGGUGAAGCCAACAAAGGAUAUUAUGAAUAUUACUCGCAUCAAGUAUGAAUGGCAUGAGUUUUUCCCUAACGCUAAAAAUAAUUAUGGAGCAGUUAUAGCACUCUGGGCACCAGUAAUGAUGGUUUAUUUUAUGGACACGCAAAUAUGGUAUUCCAUUUUCUCAACUUUGUAUGGUGGCAUCAUUGGGGCUUUUGAUCGCCUAGGAGAGAUACGAACAUUGGGCAUGCUAAGAUCUCGUUUCCAGUCUCUACCUGGUGCUUUCAACACAUAUUUGGUACCCUCAAACAAGUCGCAGAAAAGAGGGUUCUCUUUCUCAAAACGUUUUGCAGAGGUUUGACUACUGUACUUACACCAUUGAAUUAAAGUCAUACCACUGAAUCAAUUAGAGUAUAACUGCAUCUGGAUCCUACUUUUGGCAAUUUUUAGGUUCCAGCUAGCCGGAGAAGUGAAGCUGCAAAAUUUGCUCAGUUAUGGAAUGAAGGAGAUGGAUCUGCUGCUAGUUCCUUAUACAUCUGAUCCUAGCCUGAAGAUAAUUCAGUGGCCCCCAUUUUUGCUUGCUAGCAAGAUACCAAUAGCAUUGGAUAUGGCUGCUCAAUUUCGAUCUAAGGACUCUGAUCUUUGGAAGCGUAUAUGUGCAGACGAAUACAUGAAAUGUGCAGUGAUCGAAUGCUACGAAUCUUUUAAACUUGUUCUCAAUGUUUUAGUGAAUGGGGAGACUGAAAAGAGAAUUGUGGGUGUAAUCAUCAAAGAAGUCGAGAGUAACAUUUCAAAGAAUACAUUCCUUCAGAAUUUCAGAAUGGGUCCUUUACCAACUCUUUGUGCGAAAUUUGUGGAGCUUGUCGGAAUCUUGAAAGAUGCAGAUCCAGAAAAACAAGGUAGAGUGGUGUUGCUUCUGCAAGACAUGUUAGAAGUAGUUACAAGUGAUAUGAUGGUGAAUGAGAUCAGGGAUGUACUGGAGCUCGGGCAUAGCAGCAAAGAUACUGGCAGACAACUUUUUGCUGGUACUGAUCCAAAACCCGCCAUAUUGUUCCCUCCUGUGGUAACAGCACAUUGGGAAGAACAGAUAAGGCGCCUCCAUCUCCUGUUAACGGUGAAGGAGACCGCCAGUGACGUACCCACAAACCUUGAAGCUCGUCGAAGGAUAACUUUCUUUGCCAAUUCACUCUUCAUGGAUAUGCCACGUCCUCCUCGUGUCCAUAAAAUGCUUUCAUUCAGCGUCUUGACUCCAUACUAUAGUGAGGAAACUGUCUAUUCCAGAGCUGACCUUGAGUCAGAGAAUGAAGACGGUGUGUCCAUCAUAUUUUAUUUACGGAAGAUCUUUCCAGAUGAGUGGGAUAACUUCAAGGAGCGACUCAACUGCCAUCAUGACAACGAGAUCUUUGAAAGUGAAGAGAAUAUUCUGCAGCUUCGCCACUGGGUCUCUUUAAGAGGACAAACGCUCUUGAGAACCGUUAGAGGGAUGAUGUAUUACUCGAGAGCAUUGAAGCUUCAGGCUUUUCUUGACAUGGCUGAUCAGGAAGAGAUACUGCAGGGCUACAAAGCCAUAACAAUUCCAUCAGAAGAAGACAAGAAAGCUAGAUCUCUGUCCGCUCAAUCAGAGGCAAUGGCUGACAUGAAGUUCACAUAUGUUGCUACCUGUCAGAUCUAUGGAAAUCAGAAGCGAAGUGGAGAUCGUCGAGCUACAGACAUACUGAAUUUGAUGGUUAAUAAUCCUGCACUACGUGUAGCUUAUAUUGACGAAGUUGAAGAACGCGAGGGUGUAAAGGUACAGAAGGUGUAUUACUCUGUAUUGGCCAAAGCAGUGGACAAUCUAGACCAGGAAAUAUAUCGCAUAAAACUACCGGGUUCAGCUAAAAUAGGAGAAGGGAAGCCUGAGAAUCAGAACCAUGCCAUAGUUUUUACUCGAGGGGAAGCUCUUCAAACUAUUGAUAUGAACCAGGAUAAUUACCUGGAAGAAGCUUUUAAGAUGCGUAAUCUGUUGGAAGAAUUUAACGAGGAUCACGGAGUACGUCCACCUACAAUAUUAGGUGUCCGUGAGCAUAUCUUCACUGGAAGUGUUUCUUCUUUGGCAUGGUUUAUGUCAAACCAAGAAACCAGCUUUGUCACCAUUGGCCAGAGAGUUCUCGCGAGGCCUUUGAAGGUCCGGUUCCACUAUGGACAUCCAGAUGUAUUUGACAGAAUCUUUCACAUUACACGGGGUGGUAUAAGCAAAGCUUCUCGUGGCAUCCAUCUCAGCGAGGAUAUUUUCGCUGGAUUCAAUUCAACACUUAGACGAGGGAAUGUCACUCAUCAUGAAUACAUACAAGUUGGCAAGGGUCGAGAUGUUGGACUCAAUCAAAUAUCACUCUUUGAAGCAAAGGUAGCUUGUGGUAAUGGGGAGCAGACUCUUAGCAGGGAUAUCUACCGGUUGGGACACCGGUUUGACUUCUUCCGCAUGUUGUCAUCCUACUUUACAACUGUGGGUUUUUAUGUCAGUGCAAUGAUGGUUGUCCUUGUUGUCUAUCUUUUCUUAUAUGGCAAGCUCUACCUGUCGUUGAGUGGAUUAGAAGCGUCAAUAUUUAAGAUUGCCCGUGCUAGGGGAAAUGACCCGCUGAAGAAUGCCAUGGCUUCACAGUCUGUUGUCCAACUUGGGUUGUUAAUGGCCUUACCCAUGGCAAUGGAAAUUGGACUGGAAAGAGGUUUCAGAACUGCAUUAGGCGACAUCAUAAUUAUGCAGCUACAGCUGGCAGCAGUCUUCUUUACUUUCUCUCUCGGUACAAAGGCCCAUUACUUUGGACGCACUAUUUUGCAUGGAGGGGCCAAGUACAGGGCAACUGGCCGUGGGUUUGUGGUUCGGCAUGAGAAAUUUGCAGAGAACUACAGGAUGUAUUCAAGGAGUCAUUUUGUGAAAGGACUGGAGAUCAUGAUCUUACUAAUAGCAUAUCAGAUCUAUGGUUCAACAUUCGGUAGUUCAACUGCUUAUUUGUUCCUCACUGCCUCCAUGUGGUUCUUGGUGGUUUCCUGGUUGUUUGCUCCUUUCCUUUUUAAUCCUUCAGGGUUCGAAUGGCAGAAGAUAGUGGAUGAUUGGGAUGAUUGGACAAAAUGGAUGGGCAAUCUCGGUGGCAUUGGUGUGCCUGCAAAUAAGAGCUGGGAAUCCUGGUGGGAGGAAGAGCUGGAACAUCUACAGAGUACCGGGUUCUUAGGAAGAUUUUGGGAGAUUGUUCUCUCUCUUCGUUUUUUCCUAUACCAAUAUGGGAUCAUUUAUCACCUGCACGUCGCCCAAGAUAACAAGAGCAUCCUGGUUUAUGGAUUAUCAUGGCUCGUAAUUGUCGCCGUCAUGGUCAUCUUAAAGAUUGUGUCCAUGGGUAGAAAGAAGUUCAGUGCUGAUUUCCAGUUGAUGUUUAGACUCCUCAAACUGUUCCUGUUUAUCGGGUUCAUGGUCACUCUUGGCAUGCUCUUUGCAUUCCUUAGUCUCACAGUCGGAGACAUCUUCGCCAGCUUACUGGCCUUCUUGCCGACGGGAUGGGCCCUGCUGCAGAUAUCACAAGCGUGCAGGCCAUUGGUUAAGGGCCUCGGAAUGUGGGGGUCCGUGAAAGCACUCGCGAGAGGGUUCGAGUACUUAAUGGGACUGGUCAUCUUCACGCCAGUGGCCAUGCUCGCAUGGUUCCCAUUCGUCUCGGAGUUUCAGACCAGGCUGUUGUUCAACCAGGCCUUCAGUCGAGGACUUCAGAUCCAACGUAUUCUGGCCGGUGGAAAGAAAAACAAGUAAGCUUUAACCGCCACGGUAUCAUUGUGGGAGGCUGAAGAAGAGAACCCGGCAUCUGGAAGAGGAACUUGAUCUGAAGUAGCCUUUG
Molecule: messenger RNA, 5869 nt
Organism: Eucalyptus grandis
Lineage: Eukaryota; Viridiplantae; Streptophyta; Magnoliopsida; Myrtales; Myrtaceae
Product: callose synthase 5
Exons: 41
Biological process (GO): (1->3)-beta-D-glucan biosynthetic process
Cellular component (GO): plasma membrane; 1,3-beta-D-glucan synthase complex
Molecular function (GO): 1,3-beta-D-glucan synthase activity
Source: RefSeq, a predicted model, not a curated record